Messenger RNA from Anoplopoma fimbria (sablefish), 837 nucleotides. It is a transcript of the gene manbal, whose product is annotated as mannosidase beta like. Lineage: Eukaryota; Metazoa; Chordata; Actinopteri; Perciformes; Anoplopomatidae. The transcript is spliced from 3 exons. The record is from RefSeq and is a predicted model, not a curated record. The coding region runs from base 176 to 436 and encodes 86 amino acids. Gene Ontology annotation, cellular component: membrane.
UUCAUACGUCACUAUGCGGAAGUGGUUCUCUCCCUUUGUGAGCUUAAUUGGCAUGUUCUGUGUUUCACAGCCAGAUUUAUAUUUCUUCAGGCCUGAUUUUGAUGUAAAACCCUGUAACGCCAAGUAAAGCGUGAAGUACCCCGGGCACUGACGUAACAGACCAAACAGCAGCAUCAUGUCUGCAGAAUUGGAUCUGUCCCCUCCAGAAGUCCCUGAGCCCACGUUUCUAGAGAGCCUGCUGCGCUACGGGCUGUUUCUGGGUGCCAUCUUCCAGCUCCUCUGUAUCCUGGCGGUCAUCUUCCCCACACCCAAGUCGCAUGAACAGGAGGAGACUGAGUCCACUGACGGCAAGGCCACUGAACAGAUGAAGAAACCUAAAGGACUCGCACCGCAGAUCCGACAGAAACCAAAGAAAGAGAGCAAAAAGAAGCGAUAGUGCUCCGUGUGUGUAUGUGCGGGUUACCAGUUUGAUUGAAUGCGGGUGUAUUAUUAUUAUAUUCCUUUAUUGAUCCCCAUGGGGGAAAUUCAAUGUAUAGUCAACAUUGAGUCAACAUUAGCAGAUACCAAUACAAUUAUCACUACAGAUACAAAACACUAAUGUCAUAUUACGACAUUUAAAAAUUGAGACUCUUGAGAAUGACCUUGAAUCAUGUGUCCUUCACAUUCAACACAAUAUUACAAAAAGCAAAUUGUCAUAUAUCGAUUGAGGAUUUUUUUUAUCUAGCCACAUUUUACAGGAUAUUCGUUGUGCAUGUAUUUCUCUUUUAUAUUUGAAUAUCAUUGAUUGAAUUAUGUUUGGAUUUCAACUUUCAAAUAAAUACAUUAUGUAGUCAUUUA